AUGGACAGUACCAUUGGCUUUCAAAAAGAUCAAGAUCAAGAUGGAGACCGAUUUGUGGUCGUUGGACAAAAUCUAAUCUUAAAUACAGGUCAUUUCAAAGUGGCGAACAGACAGGAAUUACGACAGGCCAACCUCAGGGCAUGGCAUGAGAAGCCUGACCCAUCGGCUUUAAAGAAUCUAGACUCCAACAUCAAAAAGAAUACGGGAUUCAUCAAAAAAUGCAAAACAGGGCUGACUGCGGACGUAUCCGCCCAGUUGUUGAAUGAUUUUAAGAAAUUAAACCUUGAAAAAUAUAUCUCCGAAAUUGUUACGGCCAUACUUGAAGGACUUUUGCGUUGCAAAGUCGGUGCUGAUGUUACUGCGGCUGUUGAGGUCAUCUCUGCAUUACAUCAACGAUUUCCAGAUUCAUUCACUCUUCUUUUCACCUAUCACCUGGCUAAAGCUCUUGCACCCUCGCCAAAAUUGACACAUCAACAACUAGCACAGGCAGGAACAACUCCGGAACAACGUGAAAAGGAGGAAACGUCUAGAGUAUUAAAACAGCGCGUACUGUGUCGUGUAGCAACUGAACUGUGGUUGGUGGGAGUAUUGCGUAAUGUUGAAGAUGGUGUAGCCACCCUCAGCGCAGAAGGCACGUCUGGAGUCUCAACCAAAGCAGUACAAGUUACGAAGGAUAAUGUCGCAGGAUUGCUGAUCAACUCUGGCAAAGAUUCCAAAGGCUCUUCAGCAUCUUCAUCUUCCUCUCAAGAUAAUGCAAGAUCAUUCCCUAACUUCAUCUACAACGUCCUCCAUGAUUUGCUUGCAUCGGAUAAGGAUCAUACGAACUUGCCUAUUUUACUGACAGUGUUAAAGAUCCAUGGCAAAGACUUGACUGGGAUCACAUUAAGGAAGUCAAAGGCUGUGGCUGAAGGAAAGGAUUCCUUAGAAUCAAGAGCUACAGCAGCAGAAGGAAAGGAUUCAUCAGAAUUAAAAGCUGCAUCAUCCGCUACAGAGGAUACAAACUCUGCUCCAGUUAACAGUUAUGUAGCGCCAGCACAACAGCAGAUGUUCAAAACUAUGUUUGUGGACUAUUUUAAACGAUUGGAAAACCAUCUCAUUCGUGACCACAAGGGAGAACUCUCAGAGGAACGUCAACAACAGUAUGAGAAACAAUUCAAGGCAUUUGAGAAACUUUCUACCUCAACCCAGACUGUGGCAGAUGCAUUGGAUCUAGACAUGCCAGCCUUAGUAGAUGAAAAAGAUGAUUUGAUCGGUAUUGUAGAAUCCAGUGGCGGCUCUGAUGAUAAGGGAACAUCCAGCAGUGUAUUUGAAGAUGAGGACAAUGUGGCCUUUUAUGAACAGAUUUUAAAUCUUGAGACACUCGUCCCCAGGCUCUUUCUCGAGACCUCAAAGUCGAAAAAGGAUAAAAAAGAAGAUAACAAUGACGUCAGUGGAGACAAGGAUGGAGACAAGGAUAAGGACAAACAGAGCUCAGCUGAUGGAGACAAUGCAUCCAAGGAUGCUGUGGAUCAAUUGGAUGACCUUGAUGAGUCUGCGGACCUUAUUAUGGGAAAUCUCGACGCAGAGUUGGAUGAGAUGGAAGUGAAUGAUAGUACAGGAACAGAAUCCUUUUUGCCAGAAGAGACCUUUUCGACUAUUCAAGAGGCUGCUUCGACAACUUCCAAGAGCAAUGCUGCUCAAUUGGAUGCGUUCUUAUCCAAGUUACCGUUGAUGUGCAACAGGGACAUGAUAGAUCAAGCAGCUGUCGAGUUUUGUUACUUCAACAACAAAGUGAAUAGGAACCGUCUUAUCAAGACCCUUGUACAAGUCCCGCGUGACAGACACGAUCUUUUGCCUUACUAUUCGCGAAUGAUCGCUACUUUUAAACCUUUCUAUCCAGAUAUUGCAGAAGAAGUCUUGGCUGCAUUGGAGCGUGAGUUCCGAGGAUUGUUACUCAAGAAACAUCUUGAUCUUUCGGAAUCCCGUGUUAAGAACAUCAAGUUUUUAUCUGAGCUUGUCAAGUUUGGAAUCACACCUUUACCCAUUAUUUUCCACUGUUUGAAAGUGCUAUUGGAAGAUUUUGUUCCACAGAACAUUACGGUCGCAUGUGCGUUGUUGGAAACAUGUGGACGAUUUCUGAAACUCAAGAGUGCAGCAACGUCUGCUCGAUUGGAUGGUAUGCUCGACAUUUUGAAACGCAAGAAGGCAGCCCUUCACCUUGAGCCUAGGUUCUUGUUGAUGAUUGAUAACGCCUAUUAUCAGUGUAAUCCACCGGAACAAAAGACUAGACAAAAGCGCGAAAUCCCACCUAUUGAGCAGUUCAUUCGCAAGCUGUUGUAUCUCGACCUUUGCAAAAAGAACGUGGAGAGUACACAUAAGCUACUCAGAAAGCUGGAUUGGAACAACAAAGAGAUCUAUGACCUUGUUGUCCGCCUGUUUAGCAAGGUGUGGAAGAUCAAGUUCAGCAAUAUUCAUUUUGUUGCCAUUAUUGUAAACGGACUUAGUCGAUACCACCCCGACUUUUCAAUUGCCGUUGUUGAUUCAGUUGUUGAAGCGAUCAAAGUGGGCAUGGAACAAAAUAAUUUCCGUCAUAAUCAGAGACGUAUUGCGAUAGUCAAGUUCCUGGGUGAACUUUAUAAUUAUCGUAUGGUUGACUCACCUUUGAUUUUCAGUACUUUGAAUACAUUGAUUUCAGCUGGUCAUGAGCAAGGGCGUGCUUCGCCUGAUCGCCCAUCGCCCAUCGAUGCACCCCAUGACAGUUUCAGAAUUCGACUUGUAUGCACGUUGUUGGAUACAUGCGGCAUGUGUUUUGAUCAUGGAAGCUCCAAGAUCAAGCUGGACUCAUUCUUGGUGUUAUUCCAAAUGUAUAUUUUAACAAAGGAAUCAAUUCCAUUGGAAAUUGAGUAUAUGAUUGAGGAUACAUUUACCGAGUUACGACCCAAAUUGAGACGUUUUACUUCCUAUGAAGAAGCUCUUGCAGCAGUGGAAGCCCUCCAUGGACCACUCGACAGCCAUAAUAAUAGUAAUGCUAAUGGCAGCGGUCAUGAUCAGACGAUCCAAAAUGAUGAAUCGGAUUCUGAAGACUCAGAAGGAGACGAUGAUGGCGAGGAUGAUAAUCAGGAAGAUGAGGAAGAGGAUGAUAGUGAUGAAGAUGAGGACGGUCCAGAGGAUGAUGAAGAGGCCUCCCAUGCGAUGAGGCAAACUGACGAUGAAGAACAGGCGGUCGUACUCACAAAUCAACACAAACCUGUUGAAGCGGUUGAUGAGGACUUUGAACGUGAGUACCUGAAGAUGAUGUCGGAGAGUCUGGAAUCAAGGAAAUUUGAGAGAAAGCAUUUGGCGCUUGAUGUGGCUAUUCCAAUAUUAAGAGCUGCAGAUCGCCGUGAAGAACCUCAAUUGUCGAACCCAGAUCAUGUUGCUUUCACUCUUCUGACCAAGAAGGGUAACAAGCAACAGUUAAAGACAGUAGGGUUACCAAGUGAUAGCGCACUGGUCAUCAACACUAGAAACCAGCGUGAAGCAGAGCGUGAGGAACAACAACAAUUAAAACAGCUCGUCUUAGAGUAUGAAGUGCGUGAAGAGGCCAACCAACGAGCCGCAUUGGAGCAAUCGUUGCGCAACCAAGGUAUCCGAAUUAAUUAUGCUGAAGAUAACAGACGAAGUGGAUCGGGUCAUCACCGUGACUCGAAUCCCCCCCGUAGUCAUGAUCGACCUGAUCGUGCAGGAUUAGGACCCGAUCCGAUCAAAAACAACUCUCGAUGGGCACGUAAUCAAUCUGUUGGAGUUGGAGCAGGCUAUGGAACUGAGAGUGCAUUGACAAAUCUGGGCGUGGAUGGCUACGAAAGGCGAUCUGCUGGUGGUCAAACUAACCGAGGACGUGGAGCAAACUAUGGAAGGUAA
Molecule: messenger RNA, 3879 nt
Organism: Lobosporangium transversale
Lineage: Eukaryota; Fungi; Mortierellomycota; Mortierellomycetes; Mortierellales; Mortierellaceae
Product: armadillo-type protein
Exons: 12
Coding region: 1-3879 (1292 amino acids)
Biological process (GO): nuclear-transcribed mRNA catabolic process, nonsense-mediated decay
Cellular component (GO): exon-exon junction complex; cytoplasm
Molecular function (GO): protein binding; RNA binding
Source: RefSeq, a predicted model, not a curated record